Molecule: messenger RNA, 1167 nt
Organism: Gongylonema pulchrum
Lineage: Eukaryota; Metazoa; Nematoda; Chromadorea; Rhabditida; Gongylonematidae
Source: the annotation of a GenBank genome assembly
AUGUCUGGUUCCUCAACUUUGCCGCAUUCGAUGACUUGGGCACCACAGAUGACUGCCGGUCAGUUCCAGUCAAUGCAAUCACUCGAUCAGCGUGGUCUGCCGGCUAUAUCUUAUUAUCCUAUCCCGUUAGUGGCCCCUUCUGCUUCAAUGCCGUAUGGACUUAGCUCCCCGUAUCUGUUAUCGCCCUAUCCAUCGAUGCAGCUACCAAGGCAUACCUCAGAGCAGCAAAUCCCGGCCACUAAUCCGAACAUUCCUGGAAGCCCUCCUGAAGGGCAAGAUCUCAAUGCUUAUCAGCUCAGUUUAUCGUUAGAUCAGUACAACCAGCACCUCAUCCGUUCACAGUUGGAUCAAGCUCAACAAACUGCUCAAGUGGCUAGCUGUCAAGUACAACUACUAAGGGACCAGCUGACCAGCGAAACAACUGCACGAAUUGAAGCCCAAUCGCGGACGCAUCAGCUGCUAAAUGCGAAUCGUGAGCUCCUGGAGCAGGUGCAGGCGCUCGUCCUGAGGCUCCAGUCUCUGGAAGCGAGGCUUGCCGAUGAAAUACAAGAACACAUCAGCCAGCCGUCAACAUCCAAAGGACUUCCUCCAUCGGCUGCAGUACCGGCAAGCGCUGCCAGAGUAGCUGCUGCGCGAGCGGCGCCACAGAUGACAACGCGUUCGUUCCAUGAACAGUAUACGGGUGAAGCGAAAGUUCCUGGACCUCCUCCCAUUGAUCCCUCAAAACCAUAUCAGCUCCAGUCCUUGGCGGAUAUUCGUGCUGGUUCAUUACCACCACAACCAGCUGAAUCAGCGGUCUCUGCAUUAGCAAAAAAUCGUCGUCCUGCUGACGAUUCUGGCAUACGUACAGAGCCAGAAAGCGGAGCCGAGUUCGAAGAAGAGCAGCAGCAAAUUACUUCACCGAUGCCACGACGUGUGAAAGAUAAGGCAACGGUUUUGGGUGGUGAGAUGAUGUUCAACAGGAUGUCGUUCAAUCCGAAGCUGAGAGAGGUGAAGCGCAAGGAUAUCUCCGAAAGUGAUAAUGUGGUUAUGGAAAGCAUCGAAGAAAGCCAGAAUGAGCAGCCGAGCACCAGCGAGUUAACGGUGCUGCCGCUGGAAGUAACGUUUCUGUCGGUUGUGGCGCCCUUCACAAAUGGCCGGAUGCGUCUAAGACUUUUAGUUUACUGA